Polypterus senegalus (gray bichir) is the source of this 1219-nucleotide messenger RNA. It is a transcript of the gene soul2, whose product is annotated as heme-binding protein soul2. Lineage: Eukaryota; Metazoa; Chordata; Cladistia; Polypteriformes; Polypteridae. The coding region runs from base 146 to 775 and encodes 209 amino acids. The record is from RefSeq and is a predicted model, not a curated record. The transcript is spliced from 4 exons. Gene Ontology annotation, cellular component: cytoplasm.
ACGACGUACCAUGGGCAUUUAUAACACACGCCUCGAAGCAGCGCUUCAAAACAUCGUCGGUUGUCUUAGUGGAGCGGCUGCAGGCUUGUGAAUCCUAAGAGGCUUCGUUUCAUUUCCAGAGCGUGUAGCUAAUUUUUGCCUCGUCAUGCACGGCCGCAUCCCAGUUUUAUUCAUUUUUCUGCACGGAGUUCAGCUCCUGCUUUCGGCUCCUGUACAGAACUCAACGGAGUCGGGGGCACCCUGGUUUUGCCGUGACCUCGAAUGUCCAGCGUACGUCGUGGUCAAGAGUUACGAGAAUUUUGAAGAACGGAGAUACGAGGCAUCUCGCUGGAUGACAACGGAGCUUGAAGGGUCCUAUACGCGUGCUGUAUACUUGGGUUUCAUGCGUCUUUUUUGGUACAUCAAUGGAAAUAAUGCAGUUGGUGAGAAGAUCCCAAUGACUACUCCAGUUAUUACUCGGGUAGCUCCAACGACAGAUGGGAAACACUUAACGAAUGUGUCUGUGGCUUUCUUUGUGUCCCCACAAGUGGCAGAUCCACCUAAACCAAAUGAUGAGUCAAUCCAUUUGUCAAGCUUCUCGGCAGGAAAUUUUUAUGUUCGCUCUUUUGGAGGUUUUGCUCUGGAGCAAGACUAUAUCAAGAACAUCAAAGCUCUCGUGGAGGAUCUGAAGGUGGCUGGGCUGCCCUUUGAUGAUCAACAUUAUAUCAUUGCUGGAUAUGACCCUCCUUUUAGGUUCAUUAACAGACACAAUGAAGUCUGGCUUUCUUCUGCUUGAAGCUGCUGCUGAGUUGUUCGUUUGCAAAAUAAAAAGCAAUUCAAAAUGAUCUUCCUUGUAACUGGUCAGAGUUUUUAACUUUAAUCUUUUAAUAUAAUUCUGUACUAGUUUUCAAGUGCACUUAUUGUACAAUGUAUGCAAUUGCAUAGAGAUUUGGAGAGAUUGUGUUUUUCUUGUGAUUAGUUACAAGACUUUCCAAUGCAUCCUUGCUUUCUGCAGUAAAGAAACUGUUAUAAAUUGCCAUGCCUCACAAAUGGCUGUGUGUGGGUUUGUGUUUAUGCAAUUGUGUAGGGCCUGCUGCUGUUUCAAAUGAUAAAAAUGCAUGUAGGAUAACAGGACAUGUAAACCUUCAAGUAGAAUUUUCUCAUAAUCUGUUAACUAUCACUUAAAUGCAUAUUGGUCAUUACCUUAGUUUGAGUAAGUCGUCAAAUGUAUGACACAUUA